Messenger RNA from Paramuricea clavata, 1823 nucleotides. The record is from the annotation of a GenBank genome assembly. Lineage: Eukaryota; Metazoa; Cnidaria; Anthozoa; Malacalcyonacea; Plexauridae.
UUUUAAUCAUUAAAGGAGUGUAUUAUGGCUUCACAACAAAAACACAUGGUACUCGAGGCAGUUCAGGCGGCUAGUCAGAGAUGGAAAACGUCGUUUAACACAGGAAAUUCUGCAGGUUGCGCAGCAGAAUAUGAAAAAGAUGCCUCUAUGAAUGCACAACCGUUUGGAGUAUAUAAUGGGCGUGAUGAAGUACAAGGAUUUUGGCAAAAGCUUAUGGACGAUGGCUUUAGAGAUGUGGAUUAUAUCGAUCCGAAAAUUGAAGUUAUUGAUGAUCGCUCGGCUGUUUUAUCUUCAAAGUGGAAGAUGAAUAAGGCACAAGGUGUGAUUCAUAAAGAGUUAUGGGUAAUACAAGCCGAUGGCAGCGCCAAAUUAAGAGAAGAUAAUUUUGAAGCAUUGGCUUAAGUCAGUUAUUGGAUAUUAUUUCAAAUGGCAUUGAUUAUCAUUGAAAAGUGUUGUUAGCAAAACGCCAUACUCUAUUAGAACAAUGUCAAUGACGACAAGAUGUAUUUUAAUUCAUGUCAAUUUAUACACGUGUAUUGUCAAGGCAUAAACAUCUUCUCGUUUGUAAAUUAAACGAAAGUUUAAAGGUCUUUAAAGCCAAAAUGUUUCGUGUCCUUACCUAUUGCACGUCAAUGUGUAUAAUCAGUAGAUCAGUUGAAGAAUCUUUCGGUCGCUCAACAGUGCGAGUUCUAUAAUAUACAGUACCAAGUGGACCGUUAUACUUAUAGGAAAGUUUAAAGGUCUUUAAAGCCAAAAUGUUUUGUGUCCUUACCUAUUGCACGUCAAUGUGUAUAAUCAGUAGAUCAGUUGAAGAAUCUUUCGGUCGCUCAACAGUGCGAGUUCUAUAAUAUACAGUAUCAAGUGGACCGUUAUACUUAUAGGACAGUUGCGAAGUAUAAAAUAACAACGGAUAGCAUCAUAGAUUGCAUUGACAUACACGAAAUUGUAGGUAUUGUUUCAAUACUACACAAUGUGUAUUGUAUGUAUAAUGGAUUACUACCUAAAGCUGUUUUCCACUACUCCAACGAAUCUACGCAGCGAGUACUUGCAUCCAAUUAAAAAGAACUCAAAACGAGCUUAUGAGCACUGUUGGUUAUUUUUAGCUAAAUGCAAGUGCUCGCAGCUCUCUGCGAGUCAUUAGACAGAUUUAGAAAAGACGACGUGAAAAUGGCGUGUUGUCCAUAUAUGGAUGUGCCACGCCACUUUGACGCCAUUUUCACGUCGUUUUUGAGGUCGCGUCGUCUUUUCUAAAUCUGUCUAUUCUCGUACGGUACGCGCGGUGCGACGAGGGGCUCUGGCCAAAUCCAUAUCCGAACUGGCAUCUGAUUGGCUAGUUCUAACACCGGCUAUUGUUUUCUUACCAUGUUUUUAUGGUAUCCGGUUAUGGAUUUGGCCAGAGCCCCUCGUUGCACCGCGCGUAAGAAGGGCUCUGGCUACGAGAAUGUUUGCGAGUGGAUUCGUGCGAGUAGUGGAAAACAGGCCUAUAACACGAUGAAAAAAACGUGAAUAAUUACCACUAUUCUGUUUCUUUCGUUUUGAUAUUGAUCCAGUGCUACCUUUUCUGCUAUUCAUUUCUCGACACUUUCUACACUGGAUCCAAGAAGUUCAUACUGCUUCAGGAUAUUAAUCUUUAAAUUCAAUCAAAAGCCAAAUAUAUCAGCUAUGUUUUAUUGUGUACUGAUUGAUGCACAUUGUAAAGGAUCUGUUUAGAAGAGAUAUGACUUUUUCACGCAAAACGCGGGACACGCGCGCAGACAAUCAGUGGAUUAUUGAUAAACUCGUGUAGGAAUUUCGUAUUAAAGUUUAUUUUCACUGUUUUUGUA